AUGUCUAAUAAGUGUGUGGAUUAUAAAUGGGUUUUGGGUACCCAGUUCUCAAUAAAGGAGGAGUUUAAAGAACUAGUAGCAAACUAUGAUGUUAACAAUGGUAGAGAUUUACACUUUAUAAAGAAUGAUAAGACAAGGGUUAGAGCAGGAUGCAAGGAAGGAUGUGAAUGGGUUGCAUUAUCUUCCAAAUUGCCAAAUGAGGAUACAUGGCAACUGAGAAAACUGAAUAACACUCACACAUGCAAUAUAGAGUUUAAUGUAAGUAUGUUUAACACUAAAUGGCUUGGGAAAAAGUUGUACUCAAGUGUUAGAGUUAAUCUAACUGUGAAACUCACUAUAAUAUGUGAGAAAAUUCAUGAGAAAUAUAAUACUGGUAUGAGUAGGAUGAAGGCUUAUAGGGCAAGGAAGGUUGUACUUAAUUAUGUAGAAGGGUCAUUAAAGGAACAAUAUCUGAGAUUGCCAUUAUUGCCAAGUUUUCAGCGACUAUAUAUGUUCCUUGAUGCUUGUAAGAGAAUUUUUCAAGUUUGUAUACCAAUCGUUGGAGUUGAUGGGUGCUUUCUCAAGGGUCAUUAUGGAGGACAAAUUCUUGCAGCAAUAGGUGGAGACCCUAAUGACCAAAUGAUGCCCAUUGCAUUGGUUAUGGUUGAAUUAGAAACUAAGGACUCAUGGGCUUUGUUUCUUGAUCUUCUAGUUCAAGAUUUAGGUGGGCCACAAGUUUGCAAUAAAUUCACUUUUAUAUCAGACCAGCAAAAGGGGUUGUUACCUGCAUUGGAAGAAUUAUUGUCAGGUGUUGACCAAAUAUUCUGUGUAAGACACUUGUACAACAACUCUAGAAAAAUAUUUCUUGGCAAGCAAUUGAAAGAACUGAUGUGGGGGGCAGCUAAAGCAACAUAUCCUCAGGCAUGGGAAAGGGAAAUGAAGGAGAUGAGAAUGAAGAGGCCUUCAAAUACCUAUGGAAGAUUCCACCUAGAUUUUGGAGAAAGAGACUUACCAGGCUUGCUACAUACCUAUCAUCUACCCAACCAAUGGCCUAUAGUAAGAGACACAUACCCCAACAUACUUCCACCACCAUCAAGAAGAGCACUCGGGAGGCCUAAGAGAAGAAGGAACAAAGGUGUUGAUGAGAAGAGAAAAGAUAAAACAACUGUUAGCAGGAAAGGGCUGCCAAAUAAAUGCUCAGGUUAUGGUAAAUCUGGCCACAACAAAACCUUCUUCCCAACUGCACCAUCCCAAACUGCACUAUCCUAA
Molecule: messenger RNA, 1248 nt
Organism: Lathyrus oleraceus (garden pea)
Lineage: Eukaryota; Viridiplantae; Streptophyta; Magnoliopsida; Fabales; Fabaceae
Exons: 4
Coding region: 1-1248 (415 amino acids)
Source: RefSeq, a predicted model, not a curated record